GGAGUCGAGUAUUAGUGCAGCAGCCCUAGACCAGACAUCCCAUACACACUCUACAUCGGCACCACCCAUCUGCUCCUCGUCCCCGGUCGAGAAGUCCGCAAGAUCCACCCCAAAUUCCCCACCUCUCUCAUGCCCGAAUCUCCUCAUCAAUACAAACUCGAACUCUCAGAAUACUGGACCAACGAAUACAAAAAGAAAUACAACCGUGAACCAGCUUUUCACUAUAAAGCAGUGGAGUUUGGGUUGGAGGAUAAUGAGGUCGUUGUUGCUGCUGUGCUUCCUGGAAGUAAUUUGGUUCCGCAGUGGGAGUUUAGCAGGUUGUUUAAGGGCGAGAGUGGACUUUCUUCUGUGGAUCAAUCGAGCGACGCGAAGGCUAGUCUUGGGUUGAUGAAUUUUGAUUUGUGUAGUACCGCUGUGCGUUAGAUCAUGGCGGUAUGUCUCAGGGAAAAUGGGACUCGAGGUUUGUGAACAGGGUCUCA
This is a messenger RNA of Mollisia scopiformis, 479 nucleotides long. RefSeq lists its product as uncharacterized. Bases 130 to 423 code for a protein of 97 amino acids. The record is from RefSeq and is a predicted model, not a curated record. The transcript has a single exon. NCBI's taxonomy places the organism in Eukaryota, Fungi, Ascomycota, Leotiomycetes, Helotiales, Mollisiaceae.